Arachis ipaensis is the source of this 1646-nucleotide messenger RNA. NCBI's taxonomy places the organism in Eukaryota, Viridiplantae, Streptophyta, Magnoliopsida, Fabales, Fabaceae. The record is from RefSeq and is a predicted model, not a curated record.
CCUCCCCCCCCAAACACCUCUUCCUCCAUUUAUUCCUCUCAUCUCACUCGUUCAGUCGUUCGUGAACCCUAGCCCUCUGAAGCCAAGGAAGAGGAACCCCGUACCCAGUACCCUAGCUCUCCGUCGUCGCCGCGGUUCCCAGGUCGUCAGCGCCGCCGCCAUCCCCAGGUCCUCUUCGUCUUCGCUGGCCUCUCGAACCCAGUUCUCCACAUCUCCUCCAUCCUCCUCCAGCGACACCAGCCUGCCAUUCCGGUCUUCUCCAGCCCCAGCCGUCACCAUUCUUCCGGGCCCCUGAGCUUGAAGGCUUGAUUCAACUCCAGUCCGCUGAGCUCUGCCGUUGCCGUCGCCUUCACGUGGUGCUCGCCAGCCGUCACCUCCUCUAGCCGUGCAUUCGCCUCUCUUCUGUUCUGCUGCUCCUCUCUGUUCUCCCAAUCUGCUUCGCUGCCUCUCCUGUUCUCGCUUUAAGUGAGCUUGAGCUGACCUAACCGUGUGCAACCGUAAUAGCUAAGCUGAAGUUCGUUCUAAGAGUCAAUAGAUAUUCGCAGAAUCGGUGACAAAAUGGGUUUAGGGUUGAGAAACUUCAGUGAGAGAAACAAUAAUGGACAACCUGUCCUGGACACUGAGAAUGGGGAGGAACUCAUGCACAUGCAGCGUGGUGUGGACCUUGUGCUUGCCAACCUCCCUCCCAUCUCCUCCGGCACACUCUAUAUUACUACCAAUGAUAUGGCUCAGCGAUGUAGACAACACCAAGGGAUAUGCUGUUGAUUUCUUGUCUAUUUCCCUCCAUGCCGUCUCAAGAGACCCAGAUGCCUACCCCCAUCCUUGUUUAUACACCCAGAUUGACACUAAUGCUGAAGAGGAUGGUUCUGAAAACUCCGACUCUGAAUCCAGUGACAUACAGGAUUUAUUCAGGAUCACAGAGAUGAGGCUUAUCCCCUCUGAUCCUUCUCAAUUGGAUACUUUGUUUCAAGUAUUCUGUGAGUGUGCAGAGCUUAAUCCAGAACCAAAUGAUGAGGAAGGAGAAGAGCGUGAUUGGGUUUUCAGUGCUGAUCAGAUGGAAGGGGAAGAGGAAGAGGAAGAAGGUUAUAUCUCUCAUAAUCCAGCGAACUCUCUUGGUCAGUCAAAUGGACAUCAUGAUCUAGCUCGUACAGUACUUGAGGCUCGAGACACUGAGCUAGAUAUGGAUGCGAAAAAGUUGUUGGCAGUCGCUAUAAGAACAAGAGAGCCACACAUAUCAUUUGGUCUUUAUUCUACUUGUUUAAGGGGCUUCAUAUCAACGAUCAGCGUUUUGAGGAUGCAGAAGAGAUGGAGCACGAUGAGGAUGGCACCCAUAAUUGAGUGGCUGUGUUUAGCCGAACAUAGCAUAUAAACUGUUGGUUAUGUUAUGUAAAUUAGUAUGAAAAUCUAAUUAGGGGGUUAUAUACUGUUGAUAAUUGAUGGACAAUUAUGCGCGACUAAUGAAUUUUGUUUCAUGUUUAGAAUGAUGAAAGUGCUUUGAAAGUGUUAGCAGGUAACAAUAUUAAGCCCCCCUAGUUUUAUUCUAAACCACUAAGAAUAGGUGAAUUGUGAGUAGAUUUGUGCUAAGUCGUGGCUGAUGAUUGGUUUAAUUUAAAUAAGAGAAAGUCUAGGAGAUCAGUACUUUUAUU